Drosophila willistoni is the source of this 918-nucleotide messenger RNA. Its product is annotated as serine protease 1. The record is from RefSeq and is a predicted model, not a curated record. NCBI's taxonomy places the organism in Eukaryota, Metazoa, Arthropoda, Insecta, Diptera, Drosophilidae. Gene Ontology annotation, molecular function: serine-type endopeptidase activity. The transcript has a single exon. Gene Ontology annotation, biological process: proteolysis. Bases 16 to 801 code for a protein of 261 amino acids.
ACGGCAAUUGACACGAUGGCAAGUAUUCUAUUCUGUUUCCUGGGAAGUCUUCUCCUCCUUCAAGCACUUGAGGUGCGUUCAAAGUCCAUGGAAAGGAUCGUCAAUGGUAAACAGGCUGCAGAAGGACAAUUUCCUUACAUUGUCUUCCUUCGAGUUCUACUAAACGACUCAUGCCUCUCGUGUGGCGGCAGUAUAAUAGCGAAUGAUUGGAUUCUAACUGCAGCACAUUGCACCCAAAGGGCACAACGUGUUAUUAUCUAUUAUGGAUCAAUUGAAAUAGCUAAGGCCCAAGUUGUAGUUGAAGUCCAAGCAAGUAGCAUCAUUCAACAUCCUAAAUAUGACAGAACAGUUUUAACGAAUGAUAUCUCAUUGAUACACAGUAAAUGGGUAGAUUUCAAUGAUCGCAUUCAAAGGAUUGCCUUGCCAAAGCCUAAACAGGUUGGCGAAUCAUUCGACGCUCAAUGGUCACUAGUUGCGGGCUGGGGUUCGACUUUUGAUUACAAGUUAGUUGCAAUUCCUGAACUAUUGCAGUGGGCGAGCUUGCAUAUAACUCCCAAGCAUUGGUGCAAAGUGGCUUAUCCACAUAUCACAGAGAAUGAUCUUUGCGCGGGCUCACCAUACCGACAAUCCAGUUGCGCUGGCGAUUCUGGUGGACCUCUUGUCCUUAUUAAAGAAAAUAUAAUUGUAGGUGUGACUUCACACGGUCACGGAUUGGGUUGUAGGUAUGGUUUUCCAGGUGUUUAUAUUAGAGUUUCUAAAUACUUGGAUUGGAUACGUGAAAAUUCGAAUGUAACUUCUUAAUAAUAUUUGCGAUUCAGGUUCUUACUAUGUUGCAGUAAUAUUUGAAAAUGAAGUUUAAAUAAAUUGUAUGGCAAUUGUAAAACCUAUAAAGAGGAUGGUAUAUAGGAUUAAUAUCUA